Molecule: messenger RNA, 1761 nt
Organism: Triplophysa dalaica
Lineage: Eukaryota; Metazoa; Chordata; Actinopteri; Cypriniformes; Nemacheilidae
Gene: rfk
Product: riboflavin kinase
Exons: 4
Coding region: 246-731 (161 amino acids)
Biological process (GO): riboflavin biosynthetic process; FMN biosynthetic process
Cellular component (GO): mitochondrion
Molecular function (GO): riboflavin kinase activity
Source: RefSeq, a predicted model, not a curated record
AAAGGUCGUUGAAUAAACCUGCUGCCGGUGUCAUGAUGACUGUCAUACAAACGUUUAGUUUGCUGGUGACAUUACAGUAAGAACUACCAUUCCCCUCAUUCUGGCGGACUUCAUUUUGACACACUUUCUCAGUACUCUCAAGCUGGGAACUCGACCGUUUAAUUGAUCACAUAUUUUUGAUUUAAAAAAGACGGAAGAGUCUAGAAUAACCCGGUCACUGUAUCACUCCCAUCAGUUUACACGACAUGAGGAGUUUACCAUAUUUCUGCCGAGGAAAAGUCAUCCAUGGGUUUGGACGUGGAAGUAAAGAUCUGGGAAUUCCGACAGCCAACUUCCCAGAGUCUGUGGUGGACAGUCUCCCUGCUGACAUCAACACUGGUAUAUACUACGGGUGGGCACGUGUGGGUAAUGGAGACAUUCACAAGAUGGUCAUGAGCAUUGGCUGGAAUCCUUACUACAAAAACACUAAGAAAUCAAUGGAAACGCAUGUGAUCCACACGUUCAAGGAAGAUUUCUAUGACCAGAUAUUGAGUGUGGCUAUGGUCGGUUACAUUCGUCCUGAAAAAGGAUUCGCAUCACUGGAUGAGUUAAUUUCAGCGAUUCACAGUGACAUUGAAGAGGCGAAGGCAAAGCUGGAUCUUCCGGAACACUUAAAACUUAAGGAGGAUAACUUCUUCAAAACAUCAAUAUCUACAACAGCCGAUCAGAUCCUGAACGGGCACAGAUUAUAAUGUAAUAUAUUAUGAUGUCCUCUCUGCAGUUUAAUGUUUUUGUAUUUAAAAAAUAUCCCAGUUUUAUUUUGAUUAUGGUAUUAUGCUGUGGAAAGAGGGAUUAAGGUUUCAUAAAGCAGAACCACUGAUGUUCAUCUUCAGUUUACGUGAAAUCCUAUCUGGGAAACAAAACAUUGCUUGCAUAAUGUUACACAUUGAGCAUAUUCUGGAAAGAAAGCUCCCAUUCACAGUUUAGCAUAUACAUUUAGUCAGGGAGUCAAAACAAAAUUCAUCUUCCUGCUGUAAUUCCUCUUGAAAUUAAUCAUUCUGCAUCUCAGAUAGGGAAUUUCUUCGACACAAAUUAAGUGUUUUUAUAUGGUUCUCACAGAACCGGGGCGCGCCCUGAGGUGGAAGUCCAAGACAUAGAUAAAAAGAGCCCCUCAAAAAAAAUAGAGCGACUGGUUACACAGAUUGCAGUGACUGAAUAUAAAUUUGGCUGUACAUAAUUAAAGUGAAUUGUAUUGAUCUUUUUAAUAUUUAAGAAUUUAUACAGAUGCCCUGUUUAGCAGUUAUGCUACUAUGUACAUGUAUCAGUGAUAGACCUUCACCUAAAUUAACCUCUGCCUUUUUUUCCAUGUAAUCUGGUUAAACAUUUUUAAAGUGACUCAACAAACAGGAGUUUGUUUAACUGGUUGUCAGUUAACUUUAGUUCUGUUGCUGCUGGUAUAGCGUAAAACUGUAGCAGUUCUCUGUUUAAUCUGUAUGAUGGUAUGUUAAAUCUAUUAGAUGGUACUUUCACAAUCAUUAAAUGUUAAGAUGCUAUUAUUUAGACUUUGGGCAUUUACCAAUGCUUUCUCAAAUGUAAAUAAUAUGCGUAUGUCAGGACGGUGCCUUAAAUAUGAUGAAUCGCAACACUAGAAACAGUUAUUGCACAACCAGGCAUUCCAAUAAGCUUGACUACAAUUCAAAAACAAUGCCUUGUUUAUGUUUUGUUUAAAUGUUGUCUGUUUCCGUGAUCUAUAGAAUCAAAACAACUCUUUCUUCAACUCUU